Messenger RNA from Teleopsis dalmanni, 1352 nucleotides. It is a transcript of the gene yip2, whose product is annotated as 3-ketoacyl-CoA thiolase, mitochondrial. The record is from RefSeq and is a predicted model, not a curated record. Gene Ontology annotation, biological process: fatty acid beta-oxidation. The transcript has 7 exons. Bases 71 to 1267 code for a protein of 398 amino acids. Gene Ontology annotation, molecular function: acetyl-CoA C-acetyltransferase activity. NCBI's taxonomy places the organism in Eukaryota, Metazoa, Arthropoda, Insecta, Diptera, Diopsidae.
CGCUAAAUAAUUUGUUAGUGAAGACUUGUUGCUGCAGCGUUGUGGUCGUUACUUGCACAUUGUAUAAAAUAUGUCUGCUGUUACUAAAGGAGUGUAUAUCGUUGCCGCUAAGCGCACAGCUUUCGGUACGUUCGGUGGUGCUUUGAAGAAUGUGAACCAAACGCAAUUACAAACAACAGCUGCAAAAGCAGCAUUGGCUUCCGCUGGACUCCGUGGAGAACAAGUUGACACAGUUGUGAUUGGCAAUGUCAUAGCGUCAUCAUCAACUGAUGGCAUUUAUGUACCCCGUCACGUUGGUCUGAACUGUGGAGUGCCAAUCGAAAAGCCAGCGCUCGGCAUCAACCGUUUAUGUGGCUCAGGCUUUCAAUCAAUUGUUAAUGGAGCUCAAGACAUUUUAGUUGGUUCAGCGAAAGUCGCACUUACCGGUGGUGUCGAAAAUAUGUCACAAGCACCAUUUAUUGCACGCAAUAUACGCUUCGGCACAACUCUCGGAGUCAAUUAUAAUUUAGAAGAUGGCUUAUGGGCUGGAUUAACUGACUCUUACUGUAAAUUACCUAUGGCCUUAACAGCCGAAAAUUUAGCAGAUCAAUACAAAAUAUCACGAGAACGCGUUGAUGAAUUCUCAUUACGUUCACAACAAAAUUGGGAGAAGGGACAAAAGGAAGGUGCAUUCAAUGCAGAAAUUACACCAAUAAAACUUAAAGUGAAAGGCAAGGAAGUCGACUUUGUUGUAGAUGAACACCCAAGACCAAAAACGACUUUAGAAGGUUUAGCAAAGUUACAGUCAUUAUUUAAAAAGAAUGGUACAGUAACUGCUGGCACAGCUUCGGGUAUAUGCGAUGGUGCUGCUGCGGUUGUUGUUGUUUCUGAAGAAGCUGUUAAAGAGUACAACCUUAAACCAUUGGCACGUCUCGUUGCUUAUUCAUAUGUAGGCGUAAAACCGGAAAUAAUGGGUAUUGGCCCAGUACCUGCGAUACAAAAUGUACUCAAAUUGUCAGGAAAGACUUUAAACGAUAUUGAUCUAAUUGAAAUUAACGAAGCCUUCGCAGCUCAAACUCUGGCAUGUGCCGAUGCAUUAGGUUUGGAUAUGUCGAAACUGAAUGUAAAUGGAGGUGCUAUUGCAUUAGGACAUCCUCUGGGUGCCAGUGGAUCGCGUAUCACUGCUCACUUAGUACACGAAAUGCAACGCAAAAAACUAAAAUAUUCUAUAGGUUCAGCAUGUAUAGGCGGCGGCCAAGGUAUUGCUCUACUCUUGGAAUCCUGCUAGAUUUAUAGGCCUUUUAAUUAUAUACUAUUGUAACAAGAAACAAUGCAUUUUUAAAGAAUAAAUAUUGAAAUAUAUUAAAAAACUA